Molecule: messenger RNA, 4400 nt
Organism: Scleropages formosus (Asian bonytongue)
Lineage: Eukaryota; Metazoa; Chordata; Actinopteri; Osteoglossiformes; Osteoglossidae
Gene: ptpn21
Product: protein tyrosine phosphatase non-receptor type 21
Exons: 18
Coding region: 752-4309 (1185 amino acids)
Biological process (GO): protein dephosphorylation
Cellular component (GO): cytoplasm; cytoskeleton
Molecular function (GO): protein tyrosine phosphatase activity
Source: RefSeq, a predicted model, not a curated record
GGUGUCGAUAACGCGCUUGUUGUCGAACUCGCAGUUCGCACAAAACAUGAUUUGUCUCUUACAAUAAUGAGGCGCGUGCGGCCGAACGGAGAGGCCACGUGGUGUCGGAAUGUGCGGCGUCCCCCCGCGGUUUAUAGUUUCAGGUGACUCAUCGCUCUGAAAUCACUGCCAUUUGUGUGUCACUCCUCUAUGGCCUUUUAAAUAGUGCUUUUCAGAAGCCACUGGCAGAACCGGACGAUUCAUUGUGGUUUAAAUAUUUCUUCUCGACUGCUAAAUUUAAAUGCAGGCUGUUCAAGGCUGCGUAUCGUAUGACUGUUGCGUGUCUUAAAAGUAAUCAGACGUGUCUGAAUUUGGGUUUACUAAUCGAUUACUAUUUUUGUUUACUGCUCACUCACUGUCAUUGUUUUUUUUUUUGAAUCACUACUCACUGGAUAAAUAAUGUAGUUUUCCCGAACAUGCAGCGAUAUGUGUGGAUGUCAGCAGUCAUCCGUUGACAGCUGUCAAGAAGAUCGCGGAGGUUUUGCGGGAAUGUUUGCUGCGUGACGUAAAUAACUGACCUGCUACGUAUUUGGUUUACUGCUUUUUGAAAUCAGUGCAAUUUUCAAGGUUUGAUUUCUUUUUUCUUUCUGGGUUGUGUUAGGUGUUUAGAACCAGGCAACAUUAUUAUUAUAGGAAGCGGAGGCCACAUAACUUGGCCCAGCCGGUGGGGGGGGUGUGUUUACCGGGAAGUGAUCAAAUUAAAGAUUAAAAGAUGCCCUUGCCGUUUGGAUUAAAACUGAAAAGGACCAGGAGAUACACGGUCUCCAGCAAGAACUGCCUUGUGGCGCGAAUUCAGCUGCUCAGCGAUGAGUUUCUGGAAUACACGCUUUCCGUGGAGAGCACCGCGCAGGAAUGCCUGGAAGCGGUCGCGCAGAGGCUGGAGCUGCGCGAGGUAACUUAUUUCAGUCUUUGGUAUUUCAACAAGCAAAAUCAACAAAGAUGGGUUGACUUGGAAAAGCCCCUGAAAAAGCAGCUGGACAAGUAUGGUGUGGAACCUACGGUUUAUUUUGGGGUUGUGUUUUAUGUGCCAGAUGUGUUCCAGCUUCAGCAGGAAAUAACAAGGUACCAAUAUUACCUUCAACUCAAGAAAGAUGUUUUGGAAGGGCGUAUACCCUGUUCCAUAGAACAAGCGAUUCGUUUAGCAAGUUUAGCGCUUCAAGCUGAUUUUGGUGACUUUGAUCACUUUGACUCCCAAGGCUUCCUGCAAAAGCUUGUGCUUUUUCCUGUUGGAUGGAUCCAGGAUGAAAGAGUGCUGGAAGAAGCCACUCAAAAAGUGGUCUCACUGUAUCAGAAAUAUAGAGGAUUGUUGUCUGCAGAAGCAGAAAUGCUCUACAUGCAGGAAGUGGAGAAGAUGGAGGGUUACGGUGAGGAGUGUUAUCAAGCAAAGGACAGCCAAGGUACUGAUGUAAUCAUUGGGACAUGUUUGGAUGGCAUCUUUGUCAAAUAUAAAAAUGGUAGACCUCCUGUAAUAUUUAGGUGGAAUGACAUUAACAACAUGACCCACAACAGAUCUUUUUUUGCACUUGAGCUAUCAAAUAAAGAAGAAACGAUUCAGUUCCAGACUGAGGAUUUGGAAACUUCAAAAUAUGUAUGCCGAAUGUGUCUUGCUCGACAGAAGUUCUACAAAAUAAUAAAUAGUAAUCUACAGGCUCACAGUCAGGUUGCUACUGCCAGCGCAGUGAGACGACGCUCAUCCACCAGAAUUUCCCUGCCAAACCCACAGCCCUGCUUGAUUCCCACUCCUCAGAUGCAUUACAAUGGACAGUACAAUGAAUUUUACAAGUCCUCUCAAGACAACCUCUACUUGACCAGUCAAAAUGGCUUUUUUUACCAUUCCCAAACCAGUUUGGAUCAUUCCACUCAUGAAUACAACGGUCAGAUCCAUAAUGGAAGUUUAUACAGUGCCCACAGCACCAGCUCUCUGAAUAACCCACAGCACCAUCUACAAACUUCUCCUAUGUCUUCUAAUCCCAGCAUUACAGGAAGCGAUAUGCGUGCUGACUACGUCACCCCCCAUCGACACAGCACUCUCAUCCCACCCUCUUACCGUGCCACACCAGACUAUGAAACAGUUAUGCGCCAAAAAAAGCAAAGCGUAUUGCAUAAUGACCAUCAAAAACUUUCAGCUCGGGACUUCAACAUCAGUACCUCUUAUGCCUACGGUCGGCCUGAUCUGCUUGUGUACAGUCAACCGGAAAUACGGGAACACUCUCAUCUUGGCGCACAGGGUAGUAGUCAGUUUAACGCCCACCUAAACUACAGCUUCCAUAGUCCUUCUCCAUAUCUGUACGCUAGAGAGCACCGGCAUGUGGUUGGGGCUGUCAGUGUCCCAGAGCUCACCAAUGUGCAGGCCCAAGAGUACUGCACUCCUAAUAUUUUGAGAACUCAGGUUUACCGCCCGCCACCCCCGUACCCUUACCCGCGGCCUGCAAACAGCACUCCUGAUCUUUCACAUCAUUUCAGUGUGAGUAAUAGUAAUCCAGAUCUGGUGACCCGAAGGGUACACCACUCUGUACAGACGUUCCAGGAAGACAGCCUUCCCGUGGCUCACUCGCUACAGGAGGUUAGUGAGCCCUUGAUCAUAACCAGAUCCCGCCACAUGAACAAACGGAACAGCAUUGAGAUUGCUGGACUUGCCUACGGAAUAGAAGGCAUUAAAGUAAAAGAACGGAAUAUGUCAUUGUCAGGAGCUGAGACAAACCCUCCCCAUAUUCGAUCCUCAGGCUCCAAACUCCAUGUCUUCUUGGAGAAGACAAAGAGCCAAGACGGAGGCAGCAAUGAAGACGUGCAGUAUUGCCACAAUAAAACAUUAUCAGAUGCCACAAUGCUUGUGCACAGCAGUGGUGAAGAGGAGGAUUUCGAUGAAAGCGCCUGCCAUGUGCCACAGGAUACGGCUGGUACCCUACAGCAGCAUGUAGCUGUUCCGAGAGAGCCCGUCGACCGUCCCAUUUCUUACCUUUGCGAUCAACCUCUUACCCCACAAGAUCAUGGCAUGUCCCAUGAAUCGCAUGGACUCAUUCAGGAGUCAGAACUGGGGCAUUCCUCAGUGGAGAGUGAUAUUUUUAAAGCCACAAAUAAAUGCCUACAGGCAGCAGAUACUCAGAGGAGUAAUGGAAGUACACAAGUGUCCUCAAUCAUGCCACAGGACCUCAGGGCCCAACCCCAACAAAGGCCCAAGCAAAACGUGGAUGGGAAGUGGCCUGUUCCAGAUGUACUAACUAGGAGGAAGAAUCCGCUGGAUAGCUUUCAACCACUGCUGGGGAUGAAGAGAGGAACUAAGUCUGAGGUGAAGAAAAUGGGCCCUUUAAAACUGGCAGCGCUAAAUGGACUAGCAAUGUCCAAAAUGCCAGUACACAGCGAGAAUAAGAAGGAGCCAGAGAACAUCUCCAACGACGAGAGGUGUAAGAUAUUGGAGCAGCAGUUGGAGAAAGGCAUGGUGUUCACAGAAUACGAGCAGCUGCCUAAGAAGUUCCUCGACGCAGAGUGCUCUGUUGCUCAGCUGCCAGAAAAUUCCGAAAGAAACCGCUUCCAGGAUGUCUUGCCAUAUGACAACACUCGUGUAGAGCUGGUCCCCACCAAAGAGAACAAUACAGGCUAUAUAAAUGCCUCCCAUAUCAAGGUAAUUGUAAGUGGCCAUGAGUGGAAUUAUAUUGCUACUCAGGGACCGCUUUCCAACACCUGUCAGGACUUCUGGCAGAUGGUCUGGGAACAAGGUGUGGUCAUCAUUGCCAUGGUGACUGCUGAGGAGGAAGCAGGAAGGGAGAAGAGCUUUGGUUACUGGCCUCGUUUGGGCUCACGCCAUAACACAGUCACAUACGGCCGCUUCAAAAUUACUACUCGUUUCCGAACCGAUUCUGGCUGCUAUGCUACUACAGGCCUGAAGGUCAAGCACCUGUUGAGUGGUCAGGAACGUACUGUCUGGCAUUUGCAGUACACAGAUUGGCCUGAUCACGGCUGCCCUGAGGACUUUAAGGGCUUUUUGUCAUACUUGGAGGAGAUUCAGUCGGUGAGAAGGCAUACAAACAGCACGACAGACCCAAAGAACCCCAUACCAGUCCUGAUCCACUGCAGUGCUGGCGUGGGACGGACCGGCGUGGUUAUUUUAUCUGAAAUCAUGAUUGCUUGUCUGGAACAUAAUGAGAUGGUGGAUGUCCCGACUGUUCUGAGUUUGUUGCGUCAUCAGCGAAUGAUGAUGGUGCAGACAAUCUCACAGUACAUUUUUGUUUACAAAGUGCUUAUUCAGUUCCUUAAGAAUUCAAGACUCAUAUAAAUGUUCUUAUAUACUAUGCAUUUUUAAGAAGAGCUUAAAUCCUAUUAUCAAGCCUUUGCUUUGUGAGAUGUUUUGAUGUGUUGUUUUUUUU